AUGGCGACUGUAAGGUCAUCAUCUACGAGGUGAGUUUCCAUAUUUCUUUGGUUUGUUUUAGCUGUAUAUGAGAUUGGUGACUGUAAAAAGCUCACAAAUGGACCUACUACUUACUAGGGUCCCUUCAUACGCCUCUAGUUUGACGUUCGAAAUGAAUAUUUGAUAUGGUAGUGUCACAAGUAUGUUUCGAAGAUCAGAGAGUAUGAUAUUAUGUAGAUGUCUUAGGCCAGCACCGCUUGCAGACUGUGUAGAAGUUACUCAGUGAUCGCUUCUGGGAGUUAAAGGGUUAAGAAAAAUUUCAACCAAGGAUGUCGAUACUUUCUUUUAGUUUGAAUAUUUUGUUAUUACCCUAAGAUGAAUGAUGAUAAAAACCAGCAAACAAUAAUACCCCAUUGAACACUUGCUCAACUAUGGUUUCUUUGGCUUUAGGAAAAGAACCAAACGCACAGAAGAAAUACCAGAGGUAGGGGAAUUUACCUAUUGUGCAUUUAAAUGAUAUUAAUCACUUGUACCUUGAAUAACUAUGUUGAAUUUUUAGUGGAUAGUUUCUCAUUUCACAUCUGUAGCCAGGCUGUGACUAGACAGAUUCCUUUUUAUUUCAAGGAGAGCAUAGAUUCAUGGAAACCUCCCACUAUCUCUGUCUGUUUUGGGCCACAUGUUUCUUCUCAAGCUACCUUCAGCUGUAACCUGCCUUGCUGUAAACCAGUUGGAAGACAUAGAGGACUCAGAUUUCUUGGCUAAACUUUAGAAUACCCAGUCACUUUGGUCUGCCUCACUUACAUGUGUUGGGAGGCUUUGAAGAUCAAGGCAUGACACAAUAGAUGCUAUUCUUAUUCAAUGACAUGUAAAUGAGUGGCCGGGUAUUCUAACAUUGCUCCAAUUUCUCUCUUUCUUCAUUGCUCUUGACAAAUAUUGAACAUCUUUCUACAUUUAACUAGCAAUCACAGAAUUAACAUUAACAUCUUUCUCAAGAUACAUGUGUUUUCAAAAUAGUUUCAUUGAAUUUAUUUUAAUGGCUGGUAAGAUUGUUCUCUUAACCAUCAACUGCAAUAAGAAAAAUUGUUACUUUAUUUUAAAGGAUGUAGGCUUACAAGCAAGUGGAUUCAAGUUCUCGCGCCAGAGUCGCUACCGAAAGGUAGAAUGCUGUUAGCUCUUUAUUUUGUAAGAUUUUAUCUGCAUCAAGGAAAUUUAUAUAUCAUUUUGUUCAGAUCACUUGGAACCUAACCAUAGCAAGGUCAUUGUGGUGUGUUUGUGGACAAAGACUCUUAAAUAUUGCAGUGCCUCUCUUGAUCUAGGAAGAUGAUUGGGAAUCACCAAUUGUGAAGGAAACCUGACUGAAAAGGUUGGGAAUGACUUGUAAUUCCCCAACAUUCCAUAAUUUGGAAGGAGAUACUCCCUGUUAUGAAGUUAUACACAGACUGGUAAAAGCUUUGGUAGUUUUGAGCCAUUUGGUUUAAAGAGGUACAGUAAUCUUUUUCUUUUUAAGGCUCCCCAGAAAAAAGGAACUGCAAAGAAAAGUGAACAGAAGAAAAGAAGAUCAAGCUUUGUUAGAGGGAGGAAGGAACGCAAGUCUCUUGUGUUUUCAUCUGCAACGUCUGGUUUGUGAUAUAUAAUUGUUUGUCUAAUUACUAGUAUUUUGAAUAAAUCAAGUAAUGCUGUAAUAGCCUGCAUAAAGGUAUCUCUUAUUUCCUGUUACUUGUGCAUCAUGCAUCCAAGCAAAGGAGGUGGAGAUGCCUCUGUCAUGGUGAAAUCUUGGCUAUGAAUGAUUUCUUAUCAAAUUUUUUUCUUAGCAAUGGUAAAUUCUUUGAGCAUGCUGGACUACAAAUGAGGAAGGAUACACUUAGGCUUGAUAAAUGAUACCAAUAAUCUGUUGUGAUCUUAGGCAAGACUCUAAGCCUUGACAGUGCCUUUCUCACCACUUAAAAGAGUAAAUGGGUAUCACCAAUCUAUUGGAAAACUUGACCAAAUGCUUGAGGAUUGUUUUUUAAUGGGAACAGCAUACCAUCUGUUGCAUAUUCAUUUAUAUUCUAUCUUUAAUAUUCAUUGAUCAAGUAUCUAAUAAGCUGGUACAAUCUUGUUACUUAAUCACAAUACUUUCACAUCAUUCAGUAUUCCCACAGUGAUAAUACUAGCAUUGGUACGAGUGCUUUUACUAUGUUCUCAAUACACUACACCAUCCCAUAAAAUUAAUGGUGUACUUCAAGGAGCUUAAUGCUAUAAAAAGAGAGACAAGCACCAGCACUUAAAGGGCACUGCUCUCUUUAGAUUUCCAACAAACUUUUUUACAUCAUGUUGUGCUGCAGAGCUUUAUAAAGAGAUUCCUACUGAUUUGACACCUGAGGAAAGACUGAAAAAGUUAUUUGAAGCCUGUCUUAAGGUAAACUUUUCAACUGUCAAGUAUGCUAAAAUGUUACCUACUGAUCCUAUCUAGACUCUUAUCAGAGGGGGAUAAAUGUAGGCUGUAUUGAAGACCUGAUAUUUUGGACAGUCUCUUCAGGAACAGCUUGUAAAUUUCAUAAUGAACCAGAAAUGAAUAGGUGUUUUUAGAUUUUAGAGUAGGCCUCUUUGUUUCCAAAUCAUGACUGAUUUGCUGAUUAGCAAAAAGUUGACCUGUCUAGAAACCUUUCUCAGUACAGAACUUACAGAAUUGUAUAUUCUACUGUGGAUGACAGAAACAGAACUUUUCACUAACCCAUAUAAACACUAAUUGAACACCUUAUGAAUUAUAUUUCAUGAAAUAUAAUUGAGCCCUUAAAGUUGCACUUAUUCAAAAUACGAGUUUCAUUAUGACCAAGUUUGUUUGCAAGCUAUUUGAAAUGAUAUUCUUACCAGCAAGUACAUGUAGCAACCAUUAUGGAAUGGAUGCUUGAUAUGAAGCCUCUAGUUACUCUUAAUGUAAACUCUUCCUGUGUUUCACACGAAAAUACAUGGCAAUUUGGAAACAAAAUCUAUCAGUUUGUCAUAGGUCACAGUGAGCUUUUCCAUUCUCCCCUCCAAAUCAUAGUUAGUAGAAACUAAUUCUGAAAGGGAAGACAGAUGGCUUUCCCAAUGAUAUUUUGUAAACAAAAGAAAGCAAUGCUCAUUUGUCCAUCAAGAUUCAAAAAAGCUCAGCCCAAGCUUAUCUUUAUGUCAUGUUUUCAGGGAGCAUUGGAGAAACUGGAGAACAAUCCAUUGCAAUAUGAAGUUGAUGGUAUACCAAACUUUAAUGCAGAAGGUAUAGAAUUUAGUGAAUAAAUUGGGUUAUUUAAUGAAAUAAUUAAGCAUUGCAGUGGUGGUGCUCAUCUCCUUCACUCUCCACUCUCCACUGGCUUUUAGUGGUACAGUAUAAAAAAAUCUUGGGUUUAAAGGGCUAUAUCACAGGUAACUCUAUUAAAAUUAUUGGGGUUGAAAUUUUCAACUGAAGUUCAUCAUUUGCUAUCCACCUUCACCUUUACCUUCCUUGACCAUCAUCUUUUCAUGGGAGUUUAUUCUUACCUCUUAGUGUUUGUCAAACCAAGUAAAUGAUUUCUUAAAUUUCAUGGAGACUACACAUAUCUGAGAAAAUUUCAUUGCUGCUGAAAUUAUUUAAAAUAAUGUGGCAUUAAGCUACAAGUGAAUUAUUUUCCCCAUAGCAAAGGCACGUACUGUACAAGACUUUAUAAAACAAGUUUGAACUGUUGCUCUUUGUUCAUUUUCCUAGCAAAAGAAGUGUUCAGCCAUUUGCAAACAGUGAUAUCAGACAGCAAUAUUGUGAAUGAAGCUUUUAAAUCUGCCACCAGCAAAAUAAAGUAAGUAGAAAAUUAGUGAAGUGUCAAGAAACAAAAUUUAUUAUUGCUGCUUUAAUUAAAUUAGCUUUACAAUAUUAAAUUAGCCAUAAGAGUUAUUUUUAUGUGUUGAACAUUAUACUCAACAGUAAUCCAAGCUGCGACCAUUUAGGAAGCCAUAGUGGGAAAAAAGGCCAUGACAUUCAGCAAAAGUUACCAAAUUGGUGAUCUGUGUUUGACAGACAAGGCACUGGCUGCAUUGUUUUUAUUCAUUAAUUUUCUUGAUCGACAUUUGCAUGAAAUUAUUUAAGUGCUCCAUCAUUGCUUCUUUCUCCUCACUUGGGCAAGUGUUGAAACUAGAAAUGUCUCAUACAUGCAAGUCUUUAAAAAUGAUUGCAAGCUACUGUCAAUUAAAAAUUUUAUCAACCAUUUUCUGAUUUUCCGUGGCCAAAUGGUGACUGAUCUCUGUUUCCUAAUUACCUAAUGAUUUUUUUCUUUCCCACAGGCAGAUACCCAACCCUAAAAAUGAAGAACUGGAGGCUAAAGCGGCAUCAAGGCUGGCUGUUACUGAAAGGUACAACAGUAUCAUAAUAUAUGUGUUUAAAACACUUACCGGUAAUGUAAGUAAUGUUCUUGCAUUCCUCACUUUUAAGGUAGCAGUAAAAUUUACUAUUGUGGCAUCUAGUGCAGCAGUGAUAUUUUUUUGACUGGAAAUUUUUUGUACUCUUUAAACUUUUUCUGCUCAAGUUGACCAAAAAAAUAUCUGCUGGGAGCAAUUUUUUGCAUUUUUUUUUUCACUACCAUAACUGUCAAAUAGUCCCAACCUAACCAAAGCUACCUAGUUAACUCUAACUGCAGGGGAAUUCGAGCAAGAGACUGCAGGCCAUCUUAGACUCAAGGUGCUGUUCAAGCACCAGAAAUAAAUGAAGAAAACAUACUUAGUCUUUUCAAAUCCUUUUAAAUAUUGAGUUAUUCAGAGAAAUCACACCAGAUGAUUCAAAGAUUAAUAUUUUGAGUCACUCCAAAGUAUAGCGUAACUGUAAAACGUGCAUAAGAGCUCUGGUUGGACUGAAGAUAGCAAAUUCUUGUGGCAGAAUUCUUUUCUUUUGGAGAACUAACUGAUGACUCAUUUUUUCCAAUCAAAGACAUUAACCCUUUCACUCCCAAGAUCUGAUUAGUAAUUCUCCUUACUAUCUGCCAUACAAUUCUUAUGAUGUUAGCUCAGAGAAUUUGGCAUUGAAUCAACUAAUCAUCCCAUGAUUGAUAUUCUUCUCUAUCUUAUCAUUUUUGAUAUUGCUAAGGAGAAAUUCAUCUUGGCUGAAGGCAAAGAGAAGGCAAGAACAAGAAGUGGGAUGAAUUAUUGUCCUCCCAUAAAAGCAAUAUGGAAAAAAAAGAUAGGUACAAAAAGUAAAAACACUAUUCUUAACAAAUUUGUAUUCUUUCAUUCUAUCAUUUUGUUCUAUCAUUUUUUCAUUCAUUCAUUUAUUCAUUCACUCAUUCAUUCAUUCCUCAGCCCAGCCAUUUUGAGGCAAUAUUACCAUAUUCUCUCUCAUGGCAAUUAGUACAAUUCCUGGCACAGAAAGACAUGCAGUGUAGUGGUCCAUGGGGUAAAUUUCAGAUUAAGGAGGGUGGGUUUGAGUCAUGGGUGGGUCAUCAAGUUGUGUUUGUAGACAACACACUAAGAACCAGUUUCCCUUUCUUUCAACCAAGUACAAAACAUCAAAAAACUGAAACUUGAAAGGUUUGUUGGAGGAUUAGUUAUGGUGUACUCUGUAGUAUUCUGACCAGGUUUAGAGGCAAUACACAUAGUCACUUUAUUUCAUAGAAACUGGAGUAAAUUGCAAAAAGCAGUGAUCCACUAAGGUUAUAGUGAUAAACCAGCACAACCUGAGGAUCCACAAGCAUAUAAAAUAGCCAUGUACUGGUUUCUUGUUUUUUGUUUUUUUUUGUUUUCAAUCCAUCCCAUCUUGGAUAAUCUUUAAAACUUGUACCUGACUGCCAUCUUGUUAUUCUUGCAUGCUAAUGAUCAUUGUCACUAACCAGCACAUGACAGUUGGAAUGCACAAGUACUUUUUAUUUGACAGAGAAAACCAAGAAGAUGAUGUGAAAUCCACAGAUCAGUGUCCAGACUUCCUGUCCCCUGAACAGCACCAGCUGCUCUCUGGAAAGCCAUCAUUGAAAGGGGUAAUGGACAGACUUCAUGAAACAAAAUUCAAAAUGAUAUUACAGGUAAAGAAAUUUAUUUAGAAACAAUAACAUUAAUUAAUUUUUUUUUACAUUGGAAAUCAUAGAGAGUAUCAGAUUUGAACUGAGUGUCAAGAUUGCUGUGGAUUUGAUUCAUUACAUUUUGUGAUGGGUCUAACAAACUUGCACAGUGUAAAAUUGAAAUCAAUCCCUGUUUGGUUACACACUUUGUCCCUUGAAUGAGAUAUAAAUAUUUGCUUUGAGUUUUCAAUGGCCUCUCUUAUUUAUUUACUUUUGUUUUGAUCAACAUUUGGGAUUACUUUGGUUUUGAUUCAAAUUAAUUUGAAUGUUCUUCAAUUUGAGAAUUCCCCUUGCCUUUGCCUAUAAAUAUAUGAUCCAAGAGUGGAUCCAGAUGAAUUUAAAAAGGAAUGCUGAAAUAGCCAAAACAUUUGUGAAAAACAUUGACUCCUGAGAAGGUGUGUGUGUGUGUAGAGGGGGGUGGGGGGCAUGACCCUUUAACUCUGCCCAUGCAAUCAUAUAAUACAGUAGCCAAUAGCCUUUGGUCCCUAAGUCCAAUAUCUACUUUGUUGUUGUAACUGCUUGAUUACAGAUAUUCCUUUUUCUUGUUUGCAGGCAGAUGCAAUUGCCACAUCUAUAAAUACCAGUAAGGAGUAUGAAGCAGUAAGUAGCAGCUUCAUAAGCGAGCAAGUGAAAUCGUUUGGUAAGUUGAAGAAGCUCUCAUCUUUCAACUACAUUGAAACCUCCAACUAUGGGGACACCCAUGGGGGUAGAAAAAGAAUCCCCUCUAUUGAAGAAAUCCUAGGAUGGGCUGGUGUUUGCUGAAUACAGGGUCUGCUUGAUAUGGUGGCUGGGAAGGGGGGGGGGCUGCUAACCACAGAUAUCACUGUAUUGUGCUCAAGUAAAAAGGAAAAUUUGUAGAGGGAAACUUAGGACUUGGGUUGGUGUUUGCAAAGGACAGUGUGCUUGAUAUGGUGGAGAGGGGGGGAGGUCCACUUACCUCAAGUACCACUGUAUUGUGCUCAAGCAUAACGACGUUUUUUAGGCUGAGCAUACGACUGGCCACGAUGGUAUUUUGAGUUUCCCAAGUGUUACAAUUUCCCUUUUGAAUCCCUAUUUACUUAUGUGACAUUUGGCGCGAGUUUUCUUCUUCUGAUUUUCAGCCGGCACAACGUUUGAGGCAGUUAAAGAGACAGGGACACCUCGAACAGUGAUUCCUCGGUUACUUAAAAAGCUGUUUUAGACGUCAAUCCACCGUUGGAAAUCUUCAUUUUUUUCACACACCUUAUUUUAUAUUCGUAUCUAUGUUACUGAAUCACUGUGAACAUUUCUGACUAAUAACCGAUAGUUCUUAGCUUAUUGAAGAUAAACAUAUUUUGUUUUAGUCAUCUAACUUAUAUAUUAUCACCUUUAGCUCAUCGCCCUAACGAAGGGCUAACGCCAAGGUGGCCAAUUUACAUUAUCUACUCAGUUGAAAGACCAACUAUCUUGUCAAUCCACCGUUGGUAUUGUAUAUAUUUUGCUUUAGCUUCGUUAGUCUAUACUGUAAAUCGGCCAAGGUUGUCAAGGUUGUAGAUUAGAGAGGUCAACUGCAACCUAAGCGGGGCAACAGGAUUCUUGAAUUAUUGAGGAGUAUGUAAAACCUCCUAAUUCAAGUGAGGGGAAAGUACGGAUCCGAAGAAUCAACACGGCAUGUGUUUCUUUGAGCUUAACCAACAAAAUAUAUUUUUCAAUAAAACAGCGUGAAUGUCAACAUGACUGUCAGGUUAGCCUGGGAGAAGGCUGUCAUUAUUGCCCCCGCAUGUGGGCGAAUGCUUGCUCGAUACGAUCCGACGCGCAAGGCGAUUAUGUGAGAGGGACCAAAAAUUAGAGCCCUUACAGACAUCUUCGGGCUCCUAUCGCUCCACCCUUGUGUCCCGCGUCAGUGAGAAACCGCACAAGGCUACGGUUAGGCAGAUACCCAUUGUGCGACGUCCCUUAGUAGAUGCCAUCUACUAAAUACACAACAGAAAGACAGAAAUAAAAAAGGAACC
Molecule: messenger RNA, 7978 nt
Organism: Pocillopora meandrina
Lineage: Eukaryota; Metazoa; Cnidaria; Anthozoa; Scleractinia; Pocilloporidae
Source: the annotation of a GenBank genome assembly